AUGCCGUUUCAAGACCAGCUCGACCUGCUCUCCCUGAUAGAAGAUAUUCGCCAGGCGACAGCCAAAGACAGCAGCAGCAGCAGCAGCAGCCGAUCGUCACAGUCCCAUUUCCAUCUUCUGAGCCUCAUCGACCAAUUGAGGCUCGCUGUCGAGACACCAACUGAGACCGUUCUCCGACUGAUCUACCAACCACCCCAGAAUGCUGCCCUGCGCACACUAAUCGACCUCGGAGUCUUUGAUCUCCUGGUGAGCCACAGCGGACGCGGACUCUCAGCAACGGAGUUAUCGGCGUAUACAAGCGCCGAGCCAGGCCUGAUCAUCCGCCUCAUGCGCGUCGUCACAGCCCUCGGGCUAUGCGAGAACCCAGAAACCGAGAUCUACUGCCCAAACCACCGGACGGCGAUCCUCACGCAGCCAAUUGGUAGAGACGGGAUACGAUGCAUAUACGACCUGACGAUGCCCACGCUCGCGAGAUUACCAGAGUACUUCCGCGCGCACAACUAUGAUAUCCCGAAAGAAUAUUCCGCCUCCCCGAUGCGCUGGGCCACGGGGCAGAGCCAGUUCGAGUGGCUUGCCCAGCGUCGCCACCAGCAGGUCCUCUUCAACUCGUACAUGAGUAGUAGGCGACAGGGCAAGCCGAGUUGGUUUGAUGUGUAUCCUGUGGACCGGCUGACCGCUGCUCUUUUGGACAAGGGCGAUGUCUUCGUGGUUGAUGUCGGAGGCAACCAGGGCCAUGACCUGGUUCGAUUCCGUGAGAGAUAUCCGGAUAUUCCUGGCAGGCUUGUUUUGCAGGAUCUACCUGCCGUUGUAGCGGGGCUUGAAUGCGAGGGGGUCGAGGCGAUGGGAUAUAGCUUUUUGGAUCUGCAGCCGGUAAAGGGAGCCCGAACAUACUACUUCCGCGCCAUCUUCCAUGACUGGCCGGAUGAGGUCUGUCUCAAGAUCCUCCGCAACACGAUCUCUGCCAUGGACCCGGCCAAAUCCCGGAUCCUGAUCGUGGACUUUGUCCUUCCUGAUACGGAGACGCCACUGCUGCAAGCCUCGCUUGAUAUCCAGAUGAUGAGUAUCGGGGCGGGCGUUGAGCGGUCUAAGCGGCAGUGGACAGAGUUGCUGCGCGCGGCGGGGCUUGAGAUUUGGGGGAUCUGGAGCGCAGGUCCUGGGACGGAGUCGGUUAUUGAGACUGGGAUUGGAAAGUCAGAUCAGAUGUGA
Aspergillus puulaauensis is the source of this 1206-nucleotide messenger RNA. RefSeq lists its product as uncharacterized. The record is from RefSeq and is a predicted model, not a curated record. Gene Ontology annotation, molecular function: O-methyltransferase activity. The transcript has 5 exons. NCBI's taxonomy places the organism in Eukaryota, Fungi, Ascomycota, Eurotiomycetes, Eurotiales, Aspergillaceae. The coding region runs from base 1 to 1206 and encodes 401 amino acids.